Messenger RNA from Schistosoma haematobium, 5984 nucleotides. RefSeq names its product Protein zyg-11 B (gene ZYG11B). The record is from RefSeq and is a predicted model, not a curated record. Lineage: Eukaryota; Metazoa; Platyhelminthes; Trematoda; Strigeidida; Schistosomatidae. Gene Ontology annotation, cellular component: Cul2-RING ubiquitin ligase complex. The coding region runs from base 298 to 2811 and encodes 837 amino acids. The transcript has 12 exons.
GAGGGUAUUCUGUGUAUAUACGUCACUGAUUGGAUGGCGUUGUCUUCUGACAGUUACAUCAAAAAGGAUGCCUUGUCAUCUCUUGAAGACUUGUGUGUCAGAUGCGUGUGCAAGAAUUUAAAUGUUUUAACGUAUUUAAGUAGUGAAAACUGUGAAGUUAAACGAAAAUGGAGAUUCCCUUAUCCAGGUUUUCGUCUGGUUGCCCGUCCUUCGCAAAAGAUCUUGCUACAACUUUGCAAACGAAACGCCCUAGAUGACGACCGGAUGAGUCUUUUUAAUGCUGACAGUGUCGACCUCAUGUCUCCAGUUAUAAAGGAAGCUAAUGUCAGCCCAUCAUCCUUAAAAGUACUCAAGGAAUUUCGUCUGUAUAGCCUUUCUGCCAUGAAUCUAACCAAAGUGAAUCUAAAUACCAUCAUAAGUUGUCUUGGCGAGUGGACUGUUCAGAACCUAAUGUGCCUCAAUAUAUCCGGGACUUCUAUUCUAUGUGAAACUCAUUUACCUAUACUAGUUGCGCUCGGAAGGUUCAAGAAUCUUAGCGUUCUUAAUGCAAGUAGGACUGAACUAAAUACCCAGUCUUUACAAAUUAUUGUUGAUGACCUUUUAAAUCUUCGUUAUCUAAACAUUUCCCGAACACGAGUAACAGAUAUUACUCCCCUACUAAAUAUACGCGAUCGUCUUAAUGGUUUGAUCAUGCAUCGCUUGCAAUUGGAAACGACGGAAGAUAUGGCAAAGUUGCUGUACACUGUAGUGGAACUCAACCAACUGCGCAUACUUGAUAUAUCUGACAAACCGCGAAAUGCUGUUGGCAGAUACGAUGCUGUCGAUAAAUUUUGCUCGCCAGAGGCCUUGCCAUUCUUAGAGCAUAUUGAUUUGUCAGGAAACCAAUUUGGGCUGAAACUUAGUGAUGCAAGAGCCUUUCUUGAGAGCCAUCCUAGACUUACGUACGCUGGGUUUGCAUCCUGGCUUUCAAGUCAUGAAGAUGAGUUGGAAGGAAUAUACAGACUUUCUCAACAGUAUCCCCACAUAACGAUGUUGGGAGAUAGAGGGGACCAACUUUUGUUAAAUACUUUGACGCGUAAUAAGGAUAGAGCUUUCUAUCUUCAACAUGCUCUCCAUAGUAUUUUUGACGCAACUAGCAAUCGUGAAUCCGUCAAACCAGACCUUCUGCAAGCUGUUUUGCGCGUAAUGAGGCUACAUUUACGCAGAAUGGAAAUGAUAUUGGCAGGAACUGCUGUCAUUUACAACUUAACUCGGAGUGAACAAAGCAAUCAGUUACCUAUAGAUCUACUAAAUCGUGCAGUACGUAUGACUUUAACGGCAAUGGAAAAGUUCCCAGACAAUAGACAGUUGCAAAAGAAUUGCUUUUUAACAUUAUGCAGUGACACUGUACUUUAUCGUGCUACCUUCAAUUGUAUACAAUGUUGUGAACUGGUUUUUAACAACUUGCUGUCGUUUGAUGAUAUUCAUAUGAAGCGUAUGGGUGUAGCAAUUAUUUCUAUACUAGCUGCAGAAAUUUCAACAUCUGGUCUAUCAGACUUGGCAAAAGACCCUAGAAGAAUUGAAUGUUUUCUGAGUUAUGUUGCCGACAAAUGCCUCUUAGUGUCAGAUGUCCCAGAUCUUGGUUCAGCCUUACGAAGUUAUAUGCCACAGUUACGCCUACGCACUGUAGGAGCACCAAUCUUUGAUACUACAUUAAGAUUCACUUUAUCCGCUUUAUGGAAUCUCACUGAUGAAUGUCCAGAAGCUUGCUUAAGAUUUGUUCGUCAGGGUGGUCUAAUCAUAUAUGAAAAGGUCCUUAAACGAUUUGCUGACCAAAGUGAAGAGACUAAAAAUCAUGUCUAUACCAAGUGUCUGGGUCUACUUAAUAAUGUAGCAGAAGUCGAGCAAACACGUGAAUCGUUAUUGAAAGAAAGUCUAAUGAACUUCUUUUUCAAAAUGCUUAGACAUCCUUGUAUCCAGAUAAGUUAUUUUGCUGCUGGUAUUAUUGCGCAUCUGUCAUGUUUAAAAGAUGAGAUAUGGUUGCGUAAUAUUCAGUCAAGUCGUGAAAGUUAUGUGAAAUUAUUGGGUCAAGCUGUUUGUAAUUGGCAACCGCCACAUUCUGAGAUGGUCGCUUAUCGCUCUUUUGAACCGUUUGGUCUGUUAGUUUUGCAUCCAGAAAGUCGUUUAGAGAUACAUUUGUGGGCUGUUUGGGCUAUACAUCAUAUAUUAACCAGAAAAGAAACGCGUUAUGUACCGGUUUUAUGUGAAUGUCAACCACUGCUAUCAUUUCUAAGAUUAGUUGUUUCUUUUGAUGAAGGAGUUUUAUGCGCUCAUAAUUUACAACGACAAUUAUCUGAUCAAGAGCCGCGUAGUAUAAAUACUGAUUUCCAUGACAAUGAUAAUGUCCAGAAUAAUAACAAUUAUUGUGUGAAAAACAGUGAUCCGAUGAAGUAUUUAACUACUUCAUCUAAUGUUAUUCGUCCUCAACCUCCAAGUGUAUAUUCUCCUUCAACAGAUUCUGAUAUUUUCUCAGAAGUACCUGCUUUAUGUGAAGCAGCUGCCGGUGAUUGUUUCAUGUCAGAAAGUCAACAGACGCAAUCUUCAAGACAGUCGUCAACAGUUACACAUGUUGAACCUGUAGGACAAAGUGCAGAAGGUGUUGCAGCGUUUGUAGGACCUGAUGAAUCUCAACUUGCUUGUGCUAGACUUAUCCGUAAAAUGGCUUCAGAAAUACUUGCGUCUGUUGAUCGAACUUUACCAACAUUACAGUCUACUUGUAUUCAUAAUUAUAACAAUAACAGACAUUGUGACCUGCCUGCAUCUCAUUGUUAGAAAAAAACGUAAUAUCAUUUAGCGUUAGUAAUCGGUUAACAUCAUUUUAAUUUCCCACACUGAAUUCGGUUUGACCAUUAUUAUUGUGUCCAUUAUUAUUUUGACACAUCCACUAAAUUAUGUAACUAAUCCAUUGAUCUAUCAUUGUAUUUUCCACAUGUUUAAUUUUCAACAUAUUAAUAUUCAUCAUCACUGUUGAAGUUCAGUGCACAUUGUUUACAAUAUGAACCAGUAUAUAUAUAUAAUCCAUUAGUAUUCAUAUCAUAAGGGAAAAAAAUAAUCUAUUUCACACCUUGAUUGUCUUUCAUGUAAUUAAAUUCACCCUGUUUAUGUCACGGAAAAAUAGGACAUUAUCGUCUAUUCAAUUAUAACAACACGUGAUUAGAACUGUUAUUACAUAUUUACACAUAUAAAUAAUAAUUACUGUUAAUUAGACUAGUAUUGAUACCAAUUUUGUUAAUAAUAAUAGUACUUGUACACAGGUCUGUAGAUUUAUCUAAAACGAAUUUUCUUAUUGUCAUGAGAAACUAUUGUAUUGUUCAUAUUCGAUACAUAUUGUGUUGAAUUACAUGUGUAAAUUUUGUUUGUUAUUGUUAGAUAAUAAUAAUUAUGCCUAUUGUUAUUAUACUUGUUCACUUUAUCAUUGUUGUUUCUUUUUCUCUCUAUGUAAUAUUUCCUCAUUUUUUCGCACAAAAUUUAAUGUUUAUUUUUCUUUAAAUGAACUGUAUUCUUAAGGCUUAAUCUCAUUUUUUGUAAUGAUUUAAAUUGCAUUUAAAGAGAGUCUGUUUUAAAUUGCUGUUUAUUUUAUAGCUAUAUAGAUUGGUUGAAUAAAAUGUAUGAUUCACCUUGGUAGAUUAAUUGACCUAUACACAUAUACGAUGAUGUAUGCUAAUUUAAAUGCGUAUGUACAUUGUUGAAUGUACUCUAGAUAUUCUCUUGCAUCGAUAUUGAUUCUUUUUUCUUGUCCUUUGUGUAUGCAUGCUUAUAUAUUUUCAUGUAACUGUGGUUUUUCAAUGUCGAUAUAAUUUCAUUAUUAAUUUAUUAUAAUUGUUUUUGUGUUUAAUUACUUCUUAAUCAGUUUCUGAUCGUAUUUUAAUCGAAAAAAACAAGGAAAUUCCCUUGUUAUAAAUAUUGUGUAUUCAAUGAUUGCAAAUGCAAACUAGCAUACUUAGUCUGUGUGCGUUUGUUCAUAAUUGAACGUAAUUUAACUAAACAAUCAAAAAAAUAUCUUUAUAUGAAACUGUUUUGUUGAUAAUCUGGUAUCUUACCAUCCAUCUUAUUCAUUUGUUAAUACUCUUAACUCUUUCUUGACUUGUUAUUCUUUUUCUGGUUGGUGUAAAUGUUUUUAAUGAAAUAAUCAUGGUCGUAUUUUUUUGACACAGAACUAGUAUAAUCAUGCACACAAUCGAUGCAUAUAUAUAUAUUUAAUGAUUGGUCGGUGACAUAUAUUAUUUUUUGACUGCUUAAGCUUCUCUUGUUUCUAGUGAAUAUCGAAUAUUGUUUACCAAAUGAAGCAAGCCAUUCCAUUUUCAUAGAAAGCAGGGAACAUGAUAACUUGUGGUAUGUUCUUGCAGUGAAUACAGAUCUACUAUGCAUUUGCUAGAUUCAUCAAACUUGUUAUUUGUGAAUGUGAAAAAGCAAUCAUUUAUGAGUAUGAUAUCUUUACUAUUGAGACAAGGAAUAUAAUUGUGAAGAGGAUAAUAUUUUGAUGGGAGUUGUUCAUGUUCGAAAAGUGGUUUCGUUCUCCAUUUCAGCCGAUAUUAUUCUUAUGUUUCCAGUGAUUAUUGAUCAUCUACCUUUCAAUUAACAGGCUAAUACAAUUAAGCUUGAAUUGUAGUGAUGUAGCGAGUUCGAAAUGUAAUGAAUAAUUGUAAAAUCUUGAUUCUGUUAUCAUAACUAAGAGAUAUAAUGUGAUAUUUCUCGAACUGCGUUUAAGUCCUUCUAACUUUAUUUUGUGCGUACAUAUCUUUGAGCUGUUCCUUUUCUUUUUAAUGAGCCAUUUGACCCUUAAAGCAUUAGUUGGUGUUCUUGACAAAAAUCUUCGUGACAUAGAAACAAAUUUGCUGAAAAGAAUUGAUAAUUGUUAGAUGUGACAUGCAUCGCUAUUUGUUUUAUAUGAGGUUGUCAGUCACAGAAAUGUAUAUUUCGCGUUCCUCGUAUUAUGAAUUCAAUAUGAUUUCGCAUUCUUUGUGGUUGGAUUAAGACGAUUCAUUUUCUUAACUAGAUUCCCAUAUAUCUACCAUGCUAAUUUUUUCAUGUUUUUGUAUAUGAUUUGCAUGUUGUGAAUAAAUUUAAUAUGUCCAUAUAUAUCAAAGUGUUUUUCUUUUCUCAUCAUUUGUUGAUGUCAAACAUGUCUGAAAUUAAGUGAUAUUUGAUUUCUAAUUAUUAUUUUAUAUUCAUGAGGUCACUCAUAUUGGAACUUUAAAAUCUACAUAAUAAAGGGUUUUAUGGUAACUUUCCAAUUGUUCAACCAGUGCUUUCUUAUGAUAGAUAACCUAUUUUACCCAGAAGUUUUCCUGUCUUAGAAAACGGACGUAGUAUUGUAGUUCUAACUCGUUUAUUAGAUAUUUUCAGUUACUCUAGUACUUAUUUCUGUUUAUCAGAAGGGGUUUAGUGGAGAUUUUAGUAAUUUCAGUAGUUGAAAUCAUGAGUCAAUUGAAGCUAGACCAUCUGGAAGCACUGGACUGCUGUUUCGUCCUAGUAUGUGACUUCUCAGCAGUGCGCAUCCGCGAUCCCGCCCCCGAGAGAUUUCUGUUUAACGUAAUUGUCGUGUUAUCUAUUAGUUGAAUAAUGCUAGUAUAAAUAUAAACUACGUUGUGCGUCAAUAUUCGAAAUUUACAUACUAAGCAACACAAGGACUUUAGUAAUGACGUUCUGGUUAUAGUUGUGUCAAUUUGUAAAGGGAGGUAUAGUGGAAAUCGAUAUGACGAACAAAUUGUAUCUGAGAUAUUUAAAGUAGCUGCAUAUUAGAGAGGACAAAUAAGUGCAUGGUACAUCACUACGUAAUAUCAUUUUUUUAAUUAGGCUGAGAUUUUGCGUUCUUUUUAACUUGAUGAGAUGAGUUAAACCGUCUUGCCAGAUUUACAAGUAAUUGCUAUUUGGUAUUAUUCUUUUCCGCUCUUAUUGACGUUUUCCCUAAUUUCGAAAAUGUUAGUCAGGUGGAACUUUCAUAG